Messenger RNA from Gadus morhua (Atlantic cod), 6582 nucleotides. Its product is annotated as nuclear receptor coactivator 2. The transcript is spliced from 23 exons. The coding region runs from base 267 to 4532 and encodes 1421 amino acids. The record is from RefSeq and is a predicted model, not a curated record. Lineage: Eukaryota; Metazoa; Chordata; Actinopteri; Gadiformes; Gadidae. Gene Ontology annotation, biological process: positive regulation of transcription by RNA polymerase II; cellular response to hormone stimulus. Gene Ontology annotation, cellular component: nucleus. Gene Ontology annotation, molecular function: nuclear receptor binding.
CGGUGGGGGAGGCGGACUCUAAAAGAUAAACAGACAGUCGAUAUGGCGUCGACAGCAGCAGCUCUUGACACUGCUCGGACCCGGCCCACCGGCUCCUGACUGGGGGACGUUCACCACCUCACUACCCGGGGGAAGAGCUCCAACUUGGGCUUUGAUCCAACAUGGCCGCUGUUUGUUCUGUAAUGAAGCUGCUGGGAACGCAGGAGCCGUCGAAGACCUGAGGUCCGCCUUCACAGGACUUCCCAGCAUGCUUUACCAGUGAGGAAAUGAGUGUUGUUGGGGAAAGUGGGGCGGAGCCUCCCAAGGGGGCGGGGCUCCUGAAGAGGAAAGACUGUCGCAAUGACGACCUGGCGCCGAGCCCAAAGAGGAGCAGGGAGGAGGAGGCCCGCUACGUAGAGGAGCUAGCUGAGCUGAUUAUCGCCAACCUGAACAAGGAGGAGGAGGAGGAGGAGGAGGAGGAGGAGGAGGGGGAGGAGGUGAUGAAGAAGGAGGAGCAGCAGGAGGCGAAGGCCGAUCUGAAGGAGACACUGAGGAAGAUCAGACUGAUACAGGAGCAAGAGCGCGGACCCCCCCACGGCCCCUCCAGUCCCGACCGGCUUCAGCAGGCCCAGGUCUCCUCCUCUGGGGGCGGAGCCAUCGACAGACACGCCCUUGGGCCCCUGAUGCUGGAGGCCCUGGACGCGUUCUUCCUGGUGGUCGGGAGGGAGGGCACUCUGGUGUUUGUGUCCGACAACGUGAGCCAGUACCUGGGCUGCCAGCAGGAGGAGCUGCUGGGCACCAGCCUCUAUGACCUGCUGCACCCCGGAGACCAUGCCCACUUCCUCAACCUCCUGCCGCCCCGUAACCACGUGAAUGGGCGGGGAUCGGAAGCAGCCAAUAGGAGCAGCCACACCUUCACCUGUCGCAUGCAGGUUAGCCCUGUGUGUGCGUUGGCCGCGCCGUCCCCCUCCCACCACCAGGGGCCGCUGCGGUACCAGACCCUGCAGUGCUUCGCCGUCUCAGAGCCCCGGAACAUCAGACAGGAAGGAGAAGAGUUCAGGUCGUGUCUGAUCUGCGUGGCCCGCCGGGUCCCAGGAAGAGAAAGGUCUGCCCCUCCGGCCUACGAGAGCUUCACCACCCGCCAGGACCUCAAAGGGAAGAUUCUGUCCCUGGACACUAGUGCCCUGCGGGCCGCGCUGAGCCCCGGCUGGGAGGACCUCGUCCGCUGCUGCAUCCGCCGCUUCCACCGGCCCCGCCCCCCCGACCACGCCUCCUACGCCAAGAGGCACCACCAGGACGUUGUGAGACAGGGCCAGGCCUCCAGUCCGGUCUACUGGUUCUCCAUGGCUGACGGUUCCGUGGUUUCCGCCCAAACUAAGAGCCGGCUCCUCCCCUCCCCCAACAGCCAAUCACAGCUCUACAUGUCCCUCCACAUCCUGCAGAGGGAACAGAAACCAGGGGGGUUGAGUCCUGGCCAGCGAUUGGCCGACCUAGCAGAUGGCCCCUCCCCAGAAGCCACUGUCAGUAGUACCCCCGGCCACCCCGGGGCCCCCGGCCCCCAGGACCCCAACCCCGCCGGCCCCCCUAGCAUCACCCUGGAGCCCCCCCUGUCUCCUCUCUCUCCCCCGGGGCCCUCCUCUCCCCCGGGGUCCUCCUCCACCCUGGGGCCCUCCUCCACAGUGGGGCCCUCCUCCCCCCCGGGGCCCACCUCCAACCUGGGGUCCUCCUCUAACCUGGGGCCCUCCUCCACCACGGGGCCCUCCUCCACCAUGGGGCCCUCCUCCCCCCCGGGACCCUCCUCCACCCCGGGGCCCUCCUCCACUGUGGGACUCCCCUCCACCCCUGGGCCCUCCUACACCGUGGGGCCCUUCUCCCCACUGGAGCCCGCCCUGUCUCCUCUCUCUCCCCCUGUGCCCUCCUCCACCCUGAGACCCUCCUCCCCCCCGGUGCCCUCCUCCGUCCUGGGACCCUCCUCCACCCUGGGGCCCACCUCCACCACGGGGCCCUCCUAUAUGACGGAGACCUCCUCCACCACGGGGACCUCCUCCACCCUGGGAACCUCCUCCACCCUGGGACCCUCCUCCAACCCGGGGCCCUCCUCCACCAUGGGGCCCUCCUCCACCGUGGGGCCCUCCUCUGUCAGCAGCAGCAGUAGCUCCGGGCCUACGUCCUGUGGGGUUACCCAUGGCCGUGCAGAGGGACGGAGCUCUAGAGGAGACCCCGCCUCCAGCGGCAGAGGUGUCGUGGAGGGGGAGGAUCAGGGGGUGGAGGAGGGGGAGGAGCAGGGGGAGGUGGAGGAGGAGGAGGAGGAGCGAAGUGAGGGCCCACGGCGUUACACCAAGCUGCUCCAGCUCCUCACUGACACACCGACGACGCACGGCGACGACCAAUCCGAACACGCCAGGGACCCAGGAGGCGGGGCCAGUGCCUGCGGGGGGGCGGGGCCUAAUGGUAACUCCUCCCUGAAGGACAAGCACAAGAUCCUCCAUCGCCUGCUGCAGCAGAACAGCUCCGCCCCCGGGGGAGGGGGGGAGGGAGGGGAGGAGGGGAGGAGAAAGGACAACGCCCUCCUAAGGUACCUGCUGGACCGGGACGACCUUCAGGAGAGAGGAGGAGACCAGGAGAAGGUCACCAGGCAGGAGCCCGCCAGGGCACAGCAGGCCAGUGAGCUUGAGGACCUACUGGAAGACCCCCAGGGCAGGGCUCCAUACCGGCUCUGCCCAGGAAAGAUAGCUGGAAGACGGGCCUCUGUCCCCCUCUCCUCCUCCUCCUCUCUCCCCCUCUCCUCCACCUCAUCUCUCCCCCUCUCCUCCACCUCCUCUCUCCCCCUCUCCUCCUCCUCUCUCCCCCUCUCCUCCACCUCCACCUCUCUGGACAAUCAGAGCAUCAUCAGUGACCUCCUGCAGAUGAUGGAGAGUGUACCUAGCACCACCCAGAACCCAGCCUCACACCUGCUGGCCUCCAGGGGGGCCCCCCCACUGAGGGGCGUGUCCCCCGCCCCGGCCCCUGGCCCUGCCCAGAACCCCCCCACACACAGAGUCAGCGCCCUGCAGCAAGGCAUGCUGGGAACACCUGAAGGGGGAGUGGCCAACACGGAGAUGGAGAUGACAAGCCCCGCCUACUCCCAGCAGCAAGCUCCGCCAAAUCAGACGGCGCCUUGGCCCAACCGCACGAUGACCAUGCAUCACUAUGGUUACCAAAACAGGCCGGCGUACGGGGGACCCGCGGGGGGGGAGGGGGCUCUGCUGAGCCAGCUCUGCCUGGUGCUGAGGGACCUGGAGGGGCUGGAGGCGAUCGACCACAUGCUGGGCAUCCCGGGGCUGGCUGGACAGGGCCUUCCCUUGGACCAGGACCACUUGUUGACCUCUGACCCCACGCUGGGUAUGAACCCCCCCCGCUACAGCCAGCUCUACCCUUACCAGGGCCCCCCUGCCCGCCCCCAGGCCUAUACUGACCUCCAGCCACGCCCACCCGGGUACUCCCCCAUGGUGGGGGGCCCCGGGAUGGGGGGGAUGUGGCGGUCUGAGGGCGUCCGCAUGGCCCCCCAACCUGGCACCCUGAGGCUCCAGCUGCAGCACCGGCUCCAAUCCCAGAAUUGGCAGCCAAUUGGAGGCCAGAUGGGCGGGGCAUCCAACAUGAAUCUACCUCUCAGGUCCAAUCUACCUAACCAGGGAUCCCUUAAUGUCCAGAUGAUGUCUCAGCGUCAGUACCUCAGUCACCACCUGCGCCAGAAGCAGCAACACGUGCACCAGCCUCACGUGCCCCAGCAGAACGUGUACCAGCAAAACAUGCACCUGCAUCAGGUGCACCAGCAAAAUAUGUACCAACCAAAUGUGCAACAGCAUCACAUGCACCAGCAAAACGUGUACCAGCAAAAUGUGCACCAGCAAAUGGACCAGCAUCACAUGCACCAGCAAAACGUGUACCAGCAAAACGUGCACCAGCAUCACGUGCACCAGCAUCAUGUGCACCAGCAGAGACCCAUCAUGAUGCAGGCGCCGGUCUUCACCCCAAACAUGUCUGGAACACAUGCUGGCUUCACCCCGGCCAAUGGGCAGCCGUUCUGCUACGGAGGGUCAGCCUAUGCCGGGCUGAACCCCUCGUCUCCUGACCCAGGGAAGGUGCUCCCUGCUGGGGCUCCUAGACCUCUGCUCGCCCUCCCCUCCCCCAUGCUGCUGCCCAGGUCCCAGCAGGCCCCGCCCCCUGCAGGGUCAGCCUACCAGACCACCUACGCCCCCAGCGGCUGGACGCAGCCCGCUAGCGCAACCGACGCUAACGUAGCCGACGCUAACGUAGCCACCGCUAACAGUAUGUAUUCCCAUCACCAGUUCCAGUACAGUCCGCAGGCCAAUGGGAUGUACAGCAGCAUCCUCAGCCAGGGCGUAACCAUGGAAACGGGGGCAGGGGGCGGUCCCGGCCAAAUGUCGGGUCACGUGACAUGCAUUGCCAGCGAGCAGGCCAGCGGUGGGAAUCUGGAGCGGCUACCUAAGGCUAGCAGGCUAGCUGGAGAGAGCAUGCUAGCUGGAGCGAACAUGCUAGCGCAGGAGAGCUGAAAAGUCUGCUGACGUCAUCUGAGCCACUGAGGUGCCAGCAGCCAAUAUCGGGCAUGGGAGUCUUCACAGCGCACCGAUCAACAAGAGCUAUUGCAAACCAAUAAACACUGUUCUCUCCACCACCUCAGGCAAUCGGGAGAAGGUGCGGGGAAUAACUAAAUGACUGGUACCUGGGUUAUCAUCACAGAGCUAACCCACUACAGAAUCGUGGUUAGCAUCGCAGAGCUAACUCACUAUAGAACCGUGGUUAGCAUCGCAGAGCUAACUCGCUAUAGAACCAUGGUUAGCAUCGCAGUGCUAACCCGCUAUAGAACCGUGGAUAGCAUUGCAGAGCUAACUCGCCACAUAACCGUGGUUAGCAUCGCAGAGUCUGAUUUUAGUGGUCGUAUGAACUGAUUUGUUGAAGACAGUUAGAAGUAUAUUUAUAGAUUAUUUCCGGAUAAUAUAUCCGUUAUAAAGUGCAUAUUUUAUAGUGUGGUAGCUUCAGGCCUUCUGGAUGUUUAGAGUUUAAUUGAUCGGAUUUCCUUGGAAUUGUGUUGCUACAGAAGAGCUCGGACACAUACAGAACCCACACACACACACACACACACACACACACACACACACACACACACACACACAGGGCGGGGCCUCAGACACAUACAGCCCCCCCACCCCCACACAGGGCGGGGCCUCGGACACAUAGAGCCCCCCCCACCCCCCCCCCCUGCUGACUCUGGGUCCAGGAGAAAGCCACUGAUUGUCCUGGUGCUAACGACUUGACUCUACUGAUUAGGUGGUUGAUAACUCCAUUGAUUCUGGUGCUGUAACCGGGGUAGGGACCACCCUGGAACUAAACCCGUCAGGAAACACAAAAGCCAGAGCCUCAAGCCACAGUGUGUCGUUAGACACACCUUCCAACCCAGGGUGCUUCUCUCUCUCUCUCUUCGUUUCCUUCUCCCUCCCUAUUUGUGAGUUGGGCAUUGAACCAGGCCGACCGACGGCUCACUCAGGGUUCACCUGUUGUUGGUCAAGCAGUGAAGUCCAUUCCGUUCAUCUUAUUGUUAUUGGGUUGUUUCUUUCUGUCUGGUGUGCAGAGUGAAACGAGAAGCAGACUUUUGAAUGUUUUAAAUCUCUCAGCAGAGUAUUCAUGACCAAACCUAUGCACAACAUUUCAAUUACGCGUGUGUAAAAUACGUAAUAUGUUCAGAUAAUGAUUGUUUCCGAUUUACAUUUUUUACUUAAAUAAUAUAUAAGUACAGAUUUUUAUUAACUUAUAGAUGGUAUGUUGACCUGAUCAAUAACCCACGCUAGUACCUCCCUACCUAGUUAGACCCAUGCCUUAGCUUUGCCCUCAUUAGCGGUGUGGUUCACUAGGGCAGAAAGCGAUUGUUUCCUCUGUUGGUCUGAACCCUCUGGCCCAGGGCCGCACCCGCUAGGGAGCCUGGGGGGACACUUGCCUCCUGCAAUGACCACUCCUACUAACUAUUGGUUUAUCAACCAACCAAGCUUACUUUGUGACGUAUACAUUCUUUGGACUGGCCUCUGACAGUAUUAGCUUAGCUUGUCCUAGCUUAGCUUUUCCUAGCUCGCUAACGACCACAUUCCGGUCCCAAACCUUAGCAUGGCUGCAUCAGCUCUUUAGAGCUCACGAGUGGUAGGUUGAGAGUUGAAGGUACACAUUUUGUGCACACCUGAGAUGUAAGUGGUGAGGAUUGGAUAUUUGUAUUAUAAAACCACCGUUUAACCUCAUCACUAAAGACUCGAAAAGGCCAGCCUGUUAUGUUUAGCUCCAUCACUAAUGCCAGCUUGUUAUGUUUUGAUAGUUUUCUUUACUUCAGUCUUGUUAUGGGAAUGUGACUAGCUAGCGAACACGUUUCUUGUUUUGUACAUUAGCAUUUUAUUUUUUCUGGUUUGCCCAGAGAUUUUAUCGAGUGUACUUAAUCAGUCAUGGUUACAGUGGGCGGAGCAUCAGCACCAGUUAGCCUGACGACCGGCCCGGGUAUCAGAUUAUGCUAACUGACUUGUGAUCCAUGCCACUGUAAAUAAAUCUAAUUUUUAUUGAAUGGAA